CAGUUUUUAUAUUAACAUUGCAAAUAUGUUUUCCCUUCAGCAUUUAUCAUCUCGAUCGUCUUACUUCAUUUGACUGUUUUGGUUUUUUUACCUUUUUUUUCCUCACAAAUAUGUAUAGCUUCGAAGGGGAAUUUCGUCGUGGACCUAUCCAGUCAUUUCGCGGCGCUAGUACAAAGGAGUGUAAAGAAGAUCUAAUUAAAAGAGCACAAGAAGAACGUCUGAAGCGAGAAGAAUUUAGAAUACAAAAUGAAAGUGCUGUUAAAAUCCAAACCCUAUUCAGAGGUUAUCGGACUAGAAAAAAAGAAGCAAUGCGUCUGCGAGAAUUGUUUGAUUCAAAAUUAUCUACAUUUCCCAAGCAAUCAUUGGUUAAUAUAGAAACUGUUACUGAUCUAUGUUGUCAGCUUCUUUUCUUUUAUGAUGGUAGCUUGGAUCAAUCUCGACUUCUUUGGGUGUGCCAACAAAUGCUCACUCAGAAAGAUAAUGUUGUGAAUCACAUGGCUGAAAACUUUGAAAAGAUGGUCCAUCAGAUGAAACUUGUCUUACAACUUUGUUUACUUUAUCUUGAGAAAUUAACCUCAUCUCAGUCUCUUGCACUACCAAUGCGAAUGCUGGAGAUAUUUACUGCUACAGAGACUUAUGUCCAUCUAUCUGUGCCAAAAGGCAAGAUAUGGCCGCCAGUUGUUCAAAAUAUAUUUGAAUUUUUAUGUAAUAAAGGGUAUUUUAAAAGUCUGCGUAUUUUGCUGAAUAUUAAAGUACCGUCCCGCAUAGAAAGGUGUCACCAUCCACCCAUACCUAUUGCUGAAUCCAUAUUUGAUCUUAUUAUGAAACCUGUGAAUAUUGCUGUGGCAUCUGGAGACAAGGGUUUUUGCACCAGUGUACUGACUGAAGUGUGUCGUGAACUGUUUUGUCCAUCUCAUUCUCAGCAAGUUGAACUGUUUCUUUUGCCUGCUAUGGCAUAUGGUAAAUAUCCAUUUCCUUUUGUGGAACUGAUCCAAGCUCUAAUCAAUAAGAUUGGCGAGAAAAAUGAAACCCAGUUAUUUUCUGCAAAGAAGAAUACUAAUGAAGAUAGUUCAAAGAAAUUUUCAGAUGCUAAUCAUUGGUUAUUGUAUGCAGUGUUGGUUCUUGGGGAAAAAUAUGUAGAGACUUUGACUCCACAGCAAACAUUUCAAUAUUUAAUGCUAAUGCAAAACCUUGUCCCUACUCUACCUCUGCCUCGACUGCAAAAUUUUGAUGAUGAUGACGACGAAGAAAAUGAUUCUGAUAUUGAAGAGAUGAUGGUUGAUGACUUGGAGACAGACUUUGCUUAUCAGGAAAAGUUGCGGGAAUCCUGCCUGCACUAUUUAGAUUCAAUAGCUCUUGCUCGCCGUAUAAUUGUCUGCACCACAGAAUUUCCCACUCCAGAUAUACUUGUAGCGAUAUGUAAUAUUUGUCAUAGUCUUAUGUGUGAGCAACGGAUCCCUGUUCAUAAAUUAAGAUUGUUGUAUACUUUAGCUUUCAACAUUGAUUUUAUGAAAAGAUUAUGGUUAGAAUGUACCUGCCGAUAUUCUAUAUCAGUUAGUGGAACAAAAAUCUCUCUCAUCCAAAUACUAGCCCGUGGUCAAUCAUUGGCUGAAAGUGAUAUUCAAGUUAUUGUUCCUUUGCUAUCUGUGUUUUGUGCUGCAUUCAGCCAUUCUCUCCACACACUACAUGAUGCAGAGUUUUAUGGAGACAAUGAAGAAAAACAUUUUUCUAUUUCAGUGGAAUUCAAGGAUGAACGUGUAAAAAAAUCUACCAGUAUGCCUUUUUCUCUCAAUGAACUUGUGCCAAUGAGUUUAACUUUGCGUGAUAUAUGUUUAGGAAUUAUUGAACUUGCAAGCCCAGAAUCAAAAGUGUUUUUAAAUAAAGAUUAUCAACAAGCAUUUAGUAAAACCGGUAUUCAAGUUGCUAAAGAAGAGAAUUUACUUCGGACUCAACUCUGGCGGCAUUUAUUUAAAUCAAUCUCUACACUAGUAAAGCAGUUACAUUCAAGGGAUACCCGACGUCAAUUCUGCCCUACAAAUCAUUGGUUGGCUGACCAUAUACAUAUACGUACUGAUAAGCUGUAUAAUUUACAAGCUGCCAACCUUUAUAGUCAACAGCCAUUGAUGCCAUAUGUACCAAAUGAUAGUGGUCCAGAUUCAGGACCACCACUAUCAGGAAGGGACAUCUGGAACCUUAUCAUCCUUACUGAACUGCCAUUUGUAGUGCGUUUUACAGAAAGAAUUAAGAUCCUCCAUCAACAUGUUAACCAAGAUCGAGAAGAACAUCAGUCUGAAAUGACCAACUUUCAAUUAGGAUUAUCAAUUAAUAUCAAGAUUAGAAGAAACUAUAUUUAUGAAGAUGCUUUUGAAAAAUUAUCAGAAGAGAAUGAACCAAACCUGAAGCUGCGGUUACGAGUAAGAUUGGUGAACUCUGCUGGUAUUGAUGAAGCAGGAAUUGAUGGUGGAGGUUUGUCCCGGGAGUUUUUGUCAGAAUUACUGAAAACAGGCUUUGAUCCUAAUCGUGGAUUCUUCAAAUACACCAAUGACAAACUACUCUACCCAAAUCCACAAGCGCCAGCCCUUUUUGAAAAUUAUACAGACCAUUAUUAUUUCCUUGGGAGAAUGUUGGGAAAGGCCCUCUAUGAAAACCUCUUGGUGGAGUUACCUUUUGCUCAGUUUUUCCUCUCGAAAAUUCUGAAUCGCCAUGGAAUUGAUCUUGACAUUCAUCACUUGGCUUCACUUGACCCAGAAAUGUACAGUCCUCAUCUUAGUUAUUUCGUUGUUCACCACCAGAAAAUUGAGGAGCUAAAACCAGGUGGCAAAGACAUUCAAGUAACUAAUUAUAAUCGGAUUGAGUAUAUCCAUUUAAUGGCAGAUUAUAAAUUAAAUAAGCAGAUUCGACCUCAUUGCCAUGCUUUCCGAUUAGGUCUUGCUAAUGUAGUCAAUCUGGAAUGGCUGCGUAUGUUUGAUGAACAUGAACUGCAAGAACUGAUAUCUGGAGCCAACACACCUGUGAAUCUCGAAGACUUAAAACAACACACUAAUUAUUCAGGGGGCUUUACUGCUGAACAUCCUGUGAUAGAAAUUUUUUGGAAAGUUGUCUAUGACCUGACUGACCAACAACUAAGGCAGUUGUUAAAAUUUGUAACUAGCUGUUCUCGGCCACCUCUGCUGGGUUUUAAGGAUUUAUAUCCAGUCUUUUGCAUCCAUAAUGCUGGUACUGAACUGGAGCGCCUACCCACUGCUAGUACAUGUAUGAACUUACUGAAACUUCCCGAGUUCUACAAUGAAGAGGCAAUGAGAAGUAAAUUACUAUAUGCAAUUGAAUCAGCUACAGGAUUUGAACUCAGUUAAACCAUGCUCUUGUAAUUCUUAACAACUUGUCUUCAACACUGACUACUCCAGACUUCCUUUUAUUUACUUUUAUCAAUUUUUUUUAAAGUAAUCUAGGACCAAAAAUCCAGAGUAUGUGCUAAAAUUGAAGUAACCUGGAAUAUUUUGUUAGAGAAACAUCUAAUAUUCUUAAUACACAUCUUGACUCUCCAUUUGGAAAUAAUAUAUUUCUUCCUAAGGAUCAAUCUGAUAACAGCUAUUAGGAAAAUAUUUAGAUUAUUGCAGCUCUCUUCAUUUUGAACACACACACACACACACACACACACACACACACACACACAGAGCAGUUUCAAUGGUUCUUGUUCAUAUACUUUUGUUCUAUAUUUAUUGUAUGUCACUUUUCUUUGAAUUUUCCCUUUUUUUCGUUUAUUUUUUUCUAUAUGUAAUUUGAACCCUGAUAAGUCUUUUAAGCAUAUUUUUUCACACCUGUUAGAAAAGCUAAGAAUUCUAUAAA
This is a messenger RNA of Octopus bimaculoides (California two-spot octopus), 3846 nucleotides long. Its product is annotated as ubiquitin-protein ligase E3C. NCBI's taxonomy places the organism in Eukaryota, Metazoa, Mollusca, Cephalopoda, Octopoda, Octopodidae. The record is from RefSeq and is a predicted model, not a curated record. Gene Ontology annotation, biological process: ubiquitin-dependent protein catabolic process; protein polyubiquitination. Gene Ontology annotation, molecular function: ubiquitin protein ligase activity.